AUGGAGGAGCAGUCAAUUGGGAUUAGGACGUUGCAUGUGCUUUCUCUCUUCUCCGCAUCCAAUUUCAAGGGAUUUGAUGCAUCGUUUGUGAUUGUUUGGCCCAACGUUGAAAAAUUUAGGAAUGAUGAUGACCCACUCAGUCACGUAGACUAG
This is a messenger RNA of Sphenostylis stenocarpa, 153 nucleotides long. NCBI's taxonomy places the organism in Eukaryota, Viridiplantae, Streptophyta, Magnoliopsida, Fabales, Fabaceae. The record is from the annotation of a GenBank genome assembly.